CACACACACACACACACACACACACACGUUGAGGGCAGUUUCAUUUUGCAUGAUCUUUGUCUCAUAUCUUCUCAGGAAAGAUAGCCCUUUCAGAGUUGAAAGUCAGGAAAAGCCUGAGAUUUAUGGACUUGGAAGUGUCUUGUUUUCCAGGACUUCAGCCUUGAGAGCAGCUGAAGGGGUUAAUGUGGGGACUUGGCUGGCUGUCAGUUAAACUUUUUCUUUGGCUCUGCCCUGGGUUUCCCCUUGAAGGGAUUUCCCUCCGCCUCUCCAGCAAGACCCUUUAUAAAGAGCAGACUUUCUAUUUCACUCACACCAGCCUGGCUGGCCUUGGGAGCUGAACACUUUUCCCAGACACUUUCACGUGGGGCACAAAGAAGGCUUUGGAGCUUCUACUUCGUCACCACAGCAGCGACUUGAAAUGCCUGAGAAGAUGGUCACGAUCUUGGGAGCCUCAACGGUGCUUUGGAUACUGUUUGCAGCCUCUCAAGCUUUUAAACUCGAUAUCUCCCCUCAAGACAAAACGAUGGCUCAAAUUGGGGACAUUUUGUCCCUGACUUGCAGCACCACAGGCUGUGAGACUCCAUCUUUCUCUUGGAGAACCCAGAUGGACAGUCCACUCCAUGGCAGGGUGAGGACUGAGGGGUCCAAGUCUGUCCUGAUCAUGGAUGCUGUCAGUUUUGAGAAUGAACACUCUUACCUGUGCACAGCAACUUGUGGAUCUAAGAAACUGGAAAGAGGAAUCCAGGUGGAUGUCUACUCAUUCCCUAAGGAUCCAGAGAUUCAGCUGAGUGGCCCCCUGGAGGUCGGGAAGCCUGUUAUGGUCAAGUGUUUGGUUCCUGAUGUCUACCCGUCUGAUAGGCUGGAGGUGGAUCUAUUCAAAGGUGACCAUCUCCUGAAGACCCAGAUGUUUCUGGAAGCGAUGGAGAAGAAGUCUUUGGUAACCAAGACUAUGGAAGUCACCUUAACGCCUGACAUUGAGGAUACUGGAAAAGCUCUCAUUUGCAAAGCUAAAUUGCACACUGAUUCUGAGACCAAAGAAAGGGAAACUGUCGAAGAACUGCAACUCUACACCUCUCCCAGGAAUACAGUUAUCUCUGUAUAUCCCUCCAGAAGUCUUCGAGAGGGUGACACUGUGAUGAUGACAUGUUCCAGUGAGGGUCUACCAGCUCCUGAGAUUUUCUGGAGCAAGAAAUUAGAUAAUGGAAAUCAACAGCUCCUCUCAGGAAAUGCAACUCUCACCUUAAUUGGUAUGAGAAUGGAAGAUUCUGGAAUUUAUGUGUGUGAAGGAGUUAAUCUGAUUGGGAGAGACACAGCAGAGGUGGAAUUAAUUGUUCAAGAGAAACGAUUUACGGUUGACAUCUUUCCUGGACCCUGGGUGUCUGCAAAGAUUGGAGAGUCAGUUAUACUGAAAUGUGUUGUUGAUGACUGUGACUCUCCUACUUUUUCUUGGAGAACCCAGACAGACAACUCCCCUGUCUGGGAGGUGAGGAGUGAGGGGGCCAAGUCAGAACUGAUAAUAGAAUAUGCGAGUUUUGAGGAUGAAGACACAUACCUGGUCACUGUGACUUGU
Molecule: messenger RNA, 1570 nt
Organism: Cricetulus griseus (Chinese hamster)
Lineage: Eukaryota; Metazoa; Chordata; Mammalia; Rodentia; Cricetidae
Source: RefSeq, a predicted model, not a curated record